This is a messenger RNA of Protopterus annectens (West African lungfish), 2211 nucleotides long. RefSeq names its product adhesion G-protein coupled receptor F1-like. Gene Ontology annotation, cellular component: membrane. Bases 1 to 2211 code for a protein of 736 amino acids. The transcript is spliced from 7 exons. Lineage: Eukaryota; Metazoa; Chordata; Ceratodontiformes; Protopteridae. Gene Ontology annotation, molecular function: G protein-coupled receptor activity. Gene Ontology annotation, biological process: G protein-coupled receptor signaling pathway; cell surface receptor signaling pathway. The record is from RefSeq and is a predicted model, not a curated record.
AUGUCAGAUAAACCAUGGCCAUUGGAGUCUGAUGAAGAUGUAGCAGGAGAGAAGACAAAAAAUAACUUGGAAAGGCACAUACGAGCAGCAGGUGCAGUUGGUGACAGUCUUCCUUUCAGUUAUGAAAUAGAUGUUGAAAUAGCCAUUCCACCGGAUAAAGUUCAGAGUCUGAUAACAUUCUUCAGAAAUAAGCCACUUGUGUUAUCGGUAAUGAACAGCUCAACAGUGGUGGGAAAUGUUACAUCUGCAGCUGUUUCGACAGUGUGCACUGACAGUGAAUGUACCUGUGAGGAUGGCUAUCUCUGGGAUCCGACAGUCUGCAGUUCUCCGGCGUGCCACAGUGUACCUGUAAAUUCAAGUUGUAACUGUAUCAAUAUAACUUCAACAAAGAGCACCUGUGAGCCUAAAGUUCCAGCUACAUCUCUUCCUACCACUACUGCUUCACCCACUACAAGCAUCUCAACAGAAAUAAAUCCUGUGACACUUUGUAAAGAAGGUGACUUUAGUGUCAUUCCCUGUGAGGACGAUAUAACAAAAGAAAAAAAAGUUCAGUGCACAAAUGGAUCCUGGAUAAUACUAACAAAUGACUGUGCAGCCAAAGAAAUACUUCAGUUAAUUGAUAUGCUUCAAUCAAACAAUCUGAGUGUUACUGCUGCGAUGGAGACGCUCGUAAAUGUAACUUUUAGUGACAAGACCAAUGUAACAACAGCUGCAAAUAUUGGUGCUAUAGUUAAAGUAUUUGAUCUACUUACUAAAACUUCUGUGAAAAAUGUCAGUGAACCAACAAUGAAGAAUUUUGUGAAAGUGACCGAUGUAAUUGUUAGCAAUGAGUCACUGAGCAGCUGGACUAGCCUUAGCCACACAAAUACAAGUUCUGUUUUACUGCAGUCUGUCGAAAAGUUCACCAGGCUGCUUUCAACAAAUAAUGAAACCAUUGAAAUUGCAAAUAAAAACAUUGAACUUCGAGGAAUAAGAUUGUCUCCUCAAAACAGUAAUGCAAAUUUCAGUAGCAACUUCCUGAAUGUCCGAAGCAGUGUAUUUAUUCCCUCUGAUCAGAUUAAACACCUACCGAUGGAUUCACUUGUUCUGUCCAUUGGGUAUCCUACUCUUUCAAGUAUCUUGCCAAAGAAUUUUGGACAAAGUGAUAAAAACCUGUCCAUCAACGGGAUUGUUAUAUUAGUCACAGUAAAUGGGAGUAUAAACAAUGUAACACUGACAUUCCAAAAGACAGAUACAUCAUUAAAGGCAAGUCAGUGUGUGUUUUGGGAUUUUAAUACACACAGUUGGAAUAACGCUUGCAUUCAGUAUGAUAGUAAAGACGUUGUUACAUGUGUUUGUGACCAUCUAACUUCAUUUUCAGUUCUGAUGUCACGAAAUACCAUAUCUUUUAAAUGGUUGGACUGGAUUACAUAUAUUGGCGCUGGAGUAUCCAUCGCAAGUUUAGUAAUCUGCCUCAUCAUUGAAGGAAUCGUGUGGACAUUUGUAAUAAAAAAUAAAACCUCUUACAUGAAGCAUGUUUCUAUAGUAAAUAUAGCAGUUUCACUCCUGAUCGCAGACAUUUGGUUCAUAAUAGGUGCUUCUCUGGCUGAAAAUACAAACAUCCCUAUGGAGAAACUAGCUGCUUGCAAAACUGCAACAUUCUUUAUUCAGUAUUUUUACCUUUGUCUGUUUUUCUGGAUGCUGGUCUUGGGCAUGAUGCUAUUCUACCGUGUGGUGCUUGUUUUCCACGAUAUGAGCAGAACUACAUUAAGGGUGAUUGCAUUUUUGUUGGGAUAUGGAUGCCCACUGCUCAUUACAAUCAUUACUAUUGCAGUUACUGAACCAAACAGAACAUAUGUAAGAGAUGAUGCCUGUUGGCUAAACUGGAAUGAAAGUAAAGCACUUCUUGCUUUUGUUAUUCCAGCACUAUGUAUCAUUGCUGUCAACUUUGUGAUCCUGCUGGUUGUGAUUGCUCAAAUUCUAUGUUCUUCUAGUGGAAACAGGCACAGGGCAGAUGAGAAAAGUGCACUGAUUAAAGUUGGGAGAAUUGUUGCUACUUUAACCCCACUUUUAGCCUCAGGACUCACUUGGGGAUUUGGAUUAGGGACCAUUAUUGACAGUCAGUCCGUUGCUCUUCAUGUCAUCUUUACUUUACUAAAUGCAUUUCAGGUAAGCAGUUUGAAUUUAACUAGUAUAAAAUAUUUAAUAACUGCACUUUGGGUUAGAAAAUGA